Molecule: messenger RNA, 6126 nt
Organism: Protobothrops mucrosquamatus (brown spotted pit viper)
Lineage: Eukaryota; Metazoa; Chordata; Lepidosauria; Squamata; Viperidae
Gene: TASOR
Product: transcription activation suppressor
Exons: 24
Coding region: 122-5212 (1696 amino acids)
Biological process (GO): negative regulation of gene expression, epigenetic; protein localization to heterochromatin
Cellular component (GO): heterochromatin; nucleoplasm
Molecular function (GO): chromatin binding
Source: RefSeq, a predicted model, not a curated record
GGUGGCUCGCUGGCUAGGCGGAGGCGGUGUUGCGGGCGCCCUGCAUGGCGUUGAGGAAGAGGGGGUCUCGCUGGGGGAGAAGCGCAGGGUCGUUUCUUUCUUGACUGUGUCGCGCAGCUGAAUGGCGGAUGCCGCGGCUAUGAGUGGCGGUGAAAAAGCGCCCGAGCCCUCUCAACGGGUGGAGGAUAGCGGCGGCCUCUUCGGUGUGGAGAACAGAGCUGCAGCAGCCGAAGCGGACGAUGGCACACAAAAUGGCGCCCGCUCUGAAAGAAGCCGAAGUGAUGAGUCGCCGCUGCUAAACACUGCCGCCGAAGAGGACAGGGACUCCCCGCGCAGUGGCCAUCGCAAGACUGGGGUCUCCGGGGCCCUCGAGCAGACACAGGCACAGCCCCUUAGCGAGGGGCUAGGGGCCUCGUUCCUCAGAGCCCCCGAAGAUCUGCCUCUUAAGAAAAACUUUCAGAUUCCCAGGAAGAGCAGAGAAAAGAAAGCUCUUUUUCAGCCCAUAACAAAUGAAUCCCGUGAAUUUGAAGAUAUUGUGAACGUUUUGCAUUCAUCAUAUUUAGAUAUCCUUUCAAAGGAUAGAUUCACAUACAAAAAAGCCAGUCUGGUUCAUAGUGAACUGUUGGAAAAGGAUUUCAUAGAGAAACGAAAAGAAUUGAAACAAGAUGGGAGGUCAGAGAAAGAGCUUGCUGAGGCAUAUGCAUUUCUAAAGGUUGAUCGUUUGUUGGUCCAAAAUAUAUGUGAAAACGGCUUACUGGUGGGCCAUUCCAAGAUAACAGUUCUCGGCAAUCCUUCAAUGGGUGUAUAUCUUUCCAAGUAUGCUGACUUGUUACAGACUAAUCCUCUGGAGACUAAUGCAACUGGUGAUAUUAUUAUUUUUAAAGUAAUAAAGGGGAAAAUGAAGACUAUAUAUGAUAAAUAUGAUAACCAGACAGUAAAUGCAAUGGAUUCAGCUGUUAAAAAUGCAUUGGAUCCUACACCAAAACAUGAAUGUCAUGUUUCAAAAACUGCAAACAAAAUUACAUCCAGCCGUAAUUACAGAGCAUAUGAACGUACGCAGUAUUACUUCUAUGAAUAUCACUUUCAUGAGGUCAGGAAAAGACCAAGACAUGUGUGUCCAUAUGCUAUUGUAUCGUUUUUGUACAAGGAUGAAAAAAUGCAAAAGUUCUUGCCUCAAGUAAGAUCAAAGACUUCUAGUAUGGAUAAGAGCACUGAUAAAGCAAGUUAUACUUUAUGGAAAGGGCAACUUUUAAACAAAGGAAAGCUUGUUUGUCAUGCUGCUUUGAUAUCUGAAAAACGCCCUACGCUUCCCUGCAAGCUUCCUGAAAAGCUUGAUGUUGAAAUGGUAAUCAGCUUUGAAAAUUUGGCUCAGAAAUUAUCAUCACGAGUGUUGGCUAAAGAAACUUAUUUGGGAGAAAGGGAAGUGUUUAAGAAUGGCAUGUAUUGUAGUCUGUUUGAAGUUGUGGAAAAGACUAGAUCGGGAAGCAAUUUGGAAGGUUUACUUCAGAAGCUAGAGACAGACAACCUGGUUAUUUUAAAACCACUUGUAGAUGGAGGAUAUCUCUUGCUUCUUUCUCCUUAUCAAAUGGCUUCCCCAUAUGAUAAUCGAACAGGAAGACCUCGGGUUUUGAAAGCAUUGUUUCUAUUUCAAAAGCCUAGAAAUUUAAUGACUACAGUGCACAAAAGUGAUCAGAAAAAUGAGAAUACAUUGGUAUUGGAUGAAACGCAUGAAGUUAUACCAGAGCUUCCAAGAUUUAUCCAGUCAUUGCAUUAUGCAUACGUACAUUCUCGCAAAGAUUCUAAGUCUGACUUGAAUAUUUUGAUGGAAAAAUAUAUAAAGGACUAUUUUAAACGAUACAGUAAAUAUAAAGAAUUUGUUUUAUAUCAAUAUAAAGGAAACUUGGAUGAGAAAACAUUUCUGUAUUCUGGUCCUAAAAAUAAAUCCCAUCUUGAGAACUGUUUGCAGUCCUAUAUUUUUGGUUCAGAAGCAUACCAGAUUCCUAUUUCUAAAAUGAAGAAAAUAAUGGACAGUAAUAGAAAACCUCAGCAGUUCAGUCCUGUUUCAGAUUAUGAAGCCCUGGAAGAUGAAUCUGAUUUUACAAGAAGAAAAAAAGCUGGCAAAAGAAAUGGAUCAAAAUAUGAAAGUUUAGUUGCCAAAAGAAAGUCUGUUCACUCUGGAGAUCGUGAUAGAGGAAAUAUUGAAGAUCUGAUUAAUUUAAUUCAUUAUACAAAGAAACAUGUAGACAGAGAAUCUGACUCAGAAGACAAUAAAAAUGAAAGCAGGCGGAAACGAAAAUGUGGAAGUAAAGGAGAGAGCCCACAAAAGCAGUUAAAAAUGAGCAAUACAUUAGAAAACUAUGAAGCUGGACUUUUAGAUGACAGAGCACCAGAAUCACUUCUUUCGAUGAUAGCUGAUCUUGGUGGGCGUGAUACCGAUUUGAGACAACAGAAUGUUGCUGAUCCUCCAAUUACUGACCUAUCUGGUGUUUUGAAAUUACUUUCGGAAGUGCUUACGAAUGCGGAUUUUCAAACAGCAAGAUUGGUUAAACAGGAUUCAGUAGAAAAUUAUUCAAAGCAAACAGUUGAAUACAAUCCCAUUUCACCAAAGAUCAAGGAAGAACCUGAGCUUCCUAUUACUACACAUGAAAAUACUCAGUUCAAGGAUCCCCAAAGUCCAGUCACACUAGAAAAAAGUGCAACAUGUUUGCCUAAUUCUUUUGAUGCCUCCUCUAUUGAAACAGAUCCAGAUCAUAUACUACCGUUAAAAGAAACAAGCACAGGAAGCAUAAGCAGCUUUGAUGGUUGUGCCAGUCCCUGUCCUAGCACACCCCUCGAACAGAAUUAUCAUAGACAGCAUUCCAACUCAAACAAUUCUGAGGCAACUGAAAUACAUUGGAAACUGAUUCCCAUCACAGGAGGGGUAGGAAGAGUUCCUGAGGAUCAACUGAGAAAGCAUGGAGAUAACCAAACAGGCUUGAAGUCUCCAGAUGAAAUGUUUGCUUAUUCAGCACCAAAGGAUGCUUGUGAACAUGAUCCCCGCGUUAUAAACAGGCCAAGAAGUUCUGAUUAUGAAGUUGCAUACUGUGCCUUUUCAGACAUACAGAAAGAAAGAAUAGAAGAUAAAAUACACACAGGUCAAGAGGUGAAAUCUGAAGAACAAUGUGAAUAUGAAGCAAAUAAUUAUGUAUCAAGUAAGCAUUCAGUAAGUGGAAUAAUAGAAACAGCCAUAUUAGAAGAGUACAACAUUUUUACCAACAAGAUUCAGGAAAUUUUGCAGCAGAAGAACAUUACGUAUGUCAGUGGAAUAUCAAAACCUGUCAUUUCAGCCCAGGAAAGGAUUAUGAGACUUUCUGAAUUCAUAUGUUUACAAGCAUCAGAUAUUGGUGUCCAUAAAUAUGUAGAAAGACUAAGUGAAAAGCUCAACAGUGUUGCUUUGUCAUGUUCUCAUGGUGUCCAGAAUGUGUCCUUUACUGGAAGCACUGGACCAGUUGAUAAUUCUGUUACCAGUAGUGGAUUAAAUUUGCCUCUGGAGGAGCCUGUGUCUUCCUCAAAUGAUUCUGAAGAACACUUUCCAGAGCCAUCAUGCAGCAGUGUAGAGGGAGAUGUAGUCAUCAAUGAGCAGAAUCAGUCAGUGGUUUUGGAUACAGAAAAAGAACACAAGCCAGUGAUUGCUAACAUAGAAGAAAAGUUAACAGCUGAGCCAAAGGAAUCUCCUGUUGAUUGUUUACCAAAAUCAGAGAAGAUCUCAAAGCCUGUAGAUAAAUCAGAUAUUGGAACACAACCUGCUCUGGCUGGUUUUAUUAGCCAGUUAAGACCUGAAGUGUUUGACAGCAUUUUCAAAAUUAUUGAAGAUGUACGAAAAAAUACACUGAAAUUCUACAUUCAUGAAGAACAAGAAAGUCUGCUUUGCAAAGAAAUAAAGGAGUAUCUUACUAAAUUAGGUAAUACAGAGUGCCAUCCUGAGCAGUUCUUGAGAAAAAGAGCUGAACUGGAUAAAUUGCUUGUAAUUAUUCAAAAUGAAGACAUUGCUCAUCUAAUUCAUAAGAUACCAUGUUUAGUAUCUUUGAAGAGACUUUCAUGUGUCAGUUUUGCUGGUGUUGAAAGUUUGGAUGAUGUGAAAAAUCGUACUUACAAUGACUUGUUUGUUUCUGGUGGCUUCAUUGUAUCGGAUGAAUCUGUUCUCAACCCAGAAUCUGUCAGUGUUGAUAAACUUAAUGAGUUUCUGAAGUUCCUUGGAGAGUUGAGUACUCCAGAUGAAAAGUGGCAAUGGAAAAUUCACUGUAAAAUACAGAAAAAAUUAAAGGAGCUUGUAAGAACAAAUAAAAAUGCCAUGAACUUGCUAGCACUUUUGAGUGCUUAUCAAAAGAGAAACAUGGUUGAGAUUCUGGCUUACCAUAGCUGCGAUUCUCAAACACGAAGUCCUCCAGAAUUAGAGUGUCUCAUAAGACUUCAAUAUCAGAAUAUUCAGCAAAGGCAUGUGGUCUUUUUGACAGAAAAGAAUGUGUCAACCUUUGCAAGUUAUGCUGAUAAUGGAAUAGUGGUUACUACUGUCAGUUCCUUUAUGCACAACUUCAAAAGUCUAGUUGGCUGCCACAACUCAGUUACAGAAGAAAGCUUGCCUUCUCCCACUGAUUAUGAAAAACAACCAGUUCUUGUAGAAAACGAUGAAAAGGAUGAGGAGGACAUGUCUCUGGAUUCAGGGGAUGAAGCAUCACAAAUAGAAGUUUGCAAUGAUGCCUCAAACUGUGAUUCCCAUUUGGAAGAUUUUCAGACAGAGACCAAAGGACCACAUGGAACAGACUCUAGGCAAAACUCUCAAAGUGAUGCACUGCUAUCUUCUGAAGAAGAACACUACUCUCUGACAGAAAAGACUUCUAAAAUUGACAUGCAAGAUAUACAGCCAGUUACUCCUGUUUCAACUACCUUCUGUCCUGAAGAGGAGAGAACUAAUUCAGAUGAACAAAUUCCUCUCAGCUUUCAGAUGUACAAUAGACAAUUAAGUGUGCCUCAUCAAUUCAGUCAUUUUAACGUUCUCACUCAUCAGACGUUUUUGGGAACAACAUACCCUAUGGCUGCCAGUCAAAAACAGGAAAGUGGAAAUUGCUUUCUGACUGCUUACAGUCAGAACAUGGAUAUGGACCAUUCUUCAUCUUCAUCCAAUAAUUGGGAUAUCAAUUGUGAUUCUUUGAGGCCAUUUCCCAAACAGAAUUGAGCAAAGAAAUGUCUUUUUUUUUUUAAUAUUUCUUGCGAACUUUAGAAAAAAAGUGAAUUAAGUAUUUCUAGUCUCUGAUUCUAAACAUUUCUUGUCUCUUAUCUCAGAUGUUUUCAUGUUUAUUUAAAUCAUGAAUGGUCUGUAUCAGAUAAAGCACCUGAAGUUUGAAAUAAAUAUAUAUAUUUUUAACAUAUAUUGUACUUGAAUGAACUUGUUUAUUGGCACUUCUAAGUUUUACAUUUUGUAGUUCACGUGUAAUUAAGAUUACCAACUUGAAGUCUAACUUAUGUAAUUUAAAUGUUUGCCUGAACCAUAUGUGAAAGAGGGAAGGGAUCAUUUUUAAUGUAAAGUAUAAAAGGACAUUCAAACCACUUUUCCUUUAUAAUAGCUAUUAUGUACAUAUGUGAAUGUUUUGUAUAAAAUCUUUCUAUAGCUUUAAAGUCAACUCUAGUUACUUCAUCAAUUAUCCUGGAUUUUUUAUUACAUACUUAAGUUAGAGUAAACAGUAGGUGCAGUUUGUUUUGAAAUGAAUAAAAGAAUUUGUCCAGAGAGGACUUAGUAGCAACUUGCAUUUUGUUGUGUCAUCUGUUUCCAUGAAAUAGAUGCAGCCGAGAUAAUUAUAUUAUCAAUCAAGUUAACUUCUCUUGCCAUCAAGUUAUGCAUUUACUAAAAGUACGUAAUACUCUGAUUAGUAUUCCAAGUUCAGAGCUCUUUUUAUCAGCAUAGUAAUACUAAAUCAAGUUAUUUCUGAUUAAAAAACUUGCAAUGUAUAUGUAGACGAACUGGCUUCAUUGACAUCAAAGAAGUUAAGAAUAGCUCUGUGUGGAAUUACUGUCAUAAUAUACUCUUGUAUCCCUGAAUUUGGAAUUUUUUUAUUAAAACAUUUCAUAACAAUAAAAUGCUGUCAUUAUAUC